Messenger RNA from Strongylus vulgaris, 348 nucleotides. The record is from the annotation of a GenBank genome assembly. NCBI's taxonomy places the organism in Eukaryota, Metazoa, Nematoda, Chromadorea, Rhabditida, Strongylidae.
UUUAUGGAGAAGGUGACAACUUUAGAAAUGCUUUAGUUGUAAGUUUAAUUAUUAAGGCAUAGAGCAAGUAGGCGAUAGAACGAAUAAUUCUAUCACACGUCUGCAAUUACACACUCAACUCGAAACUAAUAAACUCUGUGUUGCAAUUAAGAAAGCAAAGGGUAGGAUGGCGUCAGCUUUUUCGCCACCCAAUAUACCGGUUCAGCCACGAAAUGGAAUGAUACGCACAUAUGAAAAUCACGAAAGGACGUUCACCCGUCCCUAUUCGGCGAAAACGGUGUUCUUCUACAAAGAAGGCGAUGAGUACUUCACGGUCGUCGAUAACCACGUAACUAAGGAUAUAUGAUA